AUGCUUCUCAAAACCGCCGUAACCGCUUCCUCUUCCUCACUUUCUCUCUUCAACUCACAAAACGCGCGCUUGCUUACGUUUCUCCACAGAGGAAGCAAAUCGAACCAAUUCUCUGUUUCUGCUACCAAAGGCUCUAGCAAUGACCGUGUUCUAACAGGUGUAUUGUUUGAACCUUUUGAAGAGGUGAAAAAAGAACUCGAUCUUGUUCCUAUUGUUCCACAAGAUUCUAUUGCUCGCCAUAAAUUUCAAGUUGAAUCUGAAGCUGCUGUUAAUGAACAGAUCAAUGUGGAGUAUAAUGUUUCGUAUGUUUACCAUGCGAUGUAUGCGUAUUUUGAUAGAGAUAAUGUUGCGCUAAGAGGUCUUGCUAAGUUUUUUAAAGACUCGAGUGAAGAGGAAAGAGAGCAUGCUGAGAAAUUGAUGGAAUAUCAGAACAAGAGGGGUGGAAAAGUGAAGUUGCAAUCUAUAGUGAUGCCGUUGUCUGAGUUUGAUCAUGCUGAUAAGGGUGAUGCGCUGUAUGCAAUGGAACUAGCACUGUCAUUGGAGAAGUUAACAAAUGAAAAACUUCUUAACCUGCACAGUGUUGCCUCAAAAAAUGGUGAUGUGCAGUUGGCAGACUUUGUGGAAAGUCAGUUUUUGGGUGAACAGGUUGAAGCCAUCAAAAAAAUAUCCGAGUAUGUUGCUCAGCUUAGAAGAGUUGGCAAAGGACAUGGUGUUUGGCACUUUGAUCAGAUGUUGCUCAAAGAGGAAGCUGCUGCAGCUUGA
Vicia faba (fava bean) is the source of this 762-nucleotide messenger RNA. The record is from the annotation of a GenBank genome assembly. NCBI's taxonomy places the organism in Eukaryota, Viridiplantae, Streptophyta, Magnoliopsida, Fabales, Fabaceae.